AUGCGCGCCGGCACUCUGAUCGGGACAUUGUCCCUUCUUACGGUUCUCUUUUACUGGUUGGACUCGAAUCUCAGUAACUUCUACAUCUUCAAGCCUGCAAGGCUUCAGGAGCUGGCGAAGGCGUCGAUCAGCCGACACCCAAAUAACGUUACUGCGUUAAUGGUGGAUUUGAACGAUGCUCUUCGGGAAGAAUAUGGCAGCCAGCAUGUUGCGCCUUUUACUACUGAUACCGAUAAGUGGAUAUGGAGCAACCACGGAAGUGCAAUGGGAGCAUUCGUUAUCCUCCACGCAUCAGUCACAGAAUAUCUGAUCUUCUACGGCACUCCUAUCUACUCCAAUGGACACUCCGGCCUUCACUUGGCAGAUGACUACUUUGUCAUUCUCAAUGGCACUGAAAAGGCGUAUAGGCCAGGACAGCUUGAGGCGACAACAUAUUACCCUGGAGAUGUGAAUCAUUUGCCGAGAGGGCAGUCGAUUCAUUAUGCCAUGGAUGGAUGGGCUUUGGAGCUGGCGCAAGGCUGGAUUCCAAGUAUGCUUCCGUUCGGACUGGUGGAGUCGUUUACUAGUAACCUUGACUUUGUCAACCUUUGGAAGACUUGUGCCUUGACUGCAGACCUGAUGGCCAAAGAGCUGGUGCUUGGGAAGUUUUGA
Arthroderma uncinatum is the source of this 651-nucleotide messenger RNA. Its product is annotated as C-8 sterol isomerase. The transcript is spliced from 3 exons. Lineage: Eukaryota; Fungi; Ascomycota; Eurotiomycetes; Onygenales; Arthrodermataceae. The record is from RefSeq and is a predicted model, not a curated record. Gene Ontology annotation, biological process: ergosterol biosynthetic process. Bases 1 to 651 code for a protein of 216 amino acids. Gene Ontology annotation, cellular component: endoplasmic reticulum.